Messenger RNA from Brassica napus (rape), 3801 nucleotides. Its product is annotated as delta-9 acyl-lipid desaturase 1-like. The record is from RefSeq and is a predicted model, not a curated record. NCBI's taxonomy places the organism in Eukaryota, Viridiplantae, Streptophyta, Magnoliopsida, Brassicales, Brassicaceae. The coding region runs from base 2474 to 3574 and encodes 366 amino acids. The transcript has 7 exons. Gene Ontology annotation, biological process: lipid metabolic process. Gene Ontology annotation, cellular component: endoplasmic reticulum membrane. Gene Ontology annotation, molecular function: oxidoreductase activity, acting on paired donors, with oxidation of a pair of donors resulting in the reduction of molecular oxygen to two molecules of water.
GUCUCUUAAAAAAAAAACUAAAAUAAAUAAAUAAAAAAAUACAUAAGAGGAUAGAACAGCUGCUAAACAAAGCACUUUAAGAAAUGGUAAGCACCCCAUACGUGUCUAUUUCGUAUUGGGUAAUGCUUUUUAAGCGAAAAGGAAAAAAAAAAUUGGUCUCUCUUCGUUGAUGUUUCCAAAAGUUCUUUUGAAUCGUCGUCUGUGGAGACAGAGAGAAUAGACAAUUGGAUCAAAGUGAAAAGAAAAAGAUGAGUUCUGAUUUUUAUCCGAAGGGGGUUUGCAAGACAAAUCGAAUCGUCUUUUGGAGAGAGAGAGAAGAGACGAUUGGAUUCAAACUGAAAAGAAAAAGAUGAGUUCUGAUUAUAGUCGCCAAAGCUGUGGCGAGCAAGUACGGUUGGCGGAGACCAACGCAAACUCACACAUGAUGUUCUGGUUAACCGCGUCGGCGCUCGAGCUCCCGAGGUUCCCGACGCUGAUCGUGCCGCGUAGGACGAGGAUGGUGACGAAUCCGCAGAGGAUCGUGAUCUUGAUGAGGCGAGAGCAGAGAGCAGAGAUUAACUGAGGCAUCGUUUGCGUUUCAAUCGUGAACUGAAAUUGGGAUUUGGUUUUGGAUGCAGAGAGCAGAGAGCAAUCUUUGGUUUUAAAAGAAAUGGUAUCAUUGCUUCUUGAUGGAAAAAUAAUGUAUCCGAAGGUGCGCGAGCAAGUACGGUCGGCGGAGACCGUUUAUAGUCGCCGGAGGUGCGGCGAUCGCGGUGUCUGUUUUGUUGAUUGGACCGUGCGCCAGGACUUUGUGGCUCUUUCUUCUCCAAAUAUACUCCCGCCAUUGAUAUAUGGAGCAUAGGAUGUAUAUUUGCAGAAAUGCUCACGGGGAAGCCGCUGUUUCUUGGGAAGAAUGUGGUGCACCAAUUGGAUAUUAUGACUGAUUUGCUUGGUACUCCUUCACCCGAAGCUAUCUCAAGGGUUAGUUGCUAUUAAUCAGUUCUAAAGUUCAUCGUUUUUUAUUUGUUUCCUACAAUGUCUAAGCGUGGUGGAGUUUCUUUCAACUCUUACGAAUUAUGUGUUAAAUAUUUAUAAGAUAUGAAUAUUUGUUUACUUGUGUUCUCCAGCCAUGGUUUUAUGGCUGGUAGUCUAGGCCUAGUUCCUGUCAGAUUCAUAUAAAUUGGUAGGAGACCUCAGGUCACAGGUAUGUCAGUAUGUGAUCCGCCACAUAUGAGAAUAAAAGUGUUAUCACAUUGUAGAAGGAGACUUUGUAGCUCUUUUGUGUGGUACGUAUACUUUAUUAAGUUUUUGGGUUUUGUAGGAACUCCAUGGACAGAGGAAGAACAUCAUCAAAGCAUCUCUCUUUCAUUUCAAUUGGCAAGUGAUUAGUAUACUUUUCUUUUAAUGCUUGUUAGAAAUUGUUUAGGUUGGGACUUAAAUGGAAUUUAGUGUCAUCUAGUUGUUCGUUGAGUAGAAGUGCUUUGUCAGGUUAGAUGUUAAUGCUUCUGCUUAUGCUUGAUAACCUGUAAUGAAAAGAACACUUCCACCUCAACACCAAGUUAAUGCUUCUGUUUAUGCUACCUAUUGAUGUAUUGUUGGUCACUUCAUAAGUUAAAAAUAUGUAUGGUGUAAUGAAAAUCACAUUGUGCUUACUCUCUUCUCUUCUUUUUCUUUUUGUUUCUCUUCACCAAUUUCACUAAGAUUUCAUAUUAUGUUAUAUUUGUUUAAAUUUUAUAAAAACUAAUCAUUCAACUUAGAAAAAAUAAAAAUUAAGAACCUCAAAGAGGUUCUCCCAUUAGACCAUGCUAAAUUAAAUUACAUUACUAGAGGUUCUAAACUUCACAAAUUACACAAUUAAUUAUUAAACUAAUCAUUUAUAAUGAAACUUCUUAAGCGAUAAUGUGUUUGAAGAAAAGUCACUAGUUUUAGUCAAAAAAAAAAGAAAGAAAAGUGACUAGUUUAUCUUCCAUCAGUUGAUUCCUAGUUUUUCCACGCAUUAACUGUUGAGUAUUACUGGUCAACAGUCAAGGUCUUCCGCUUUAUCAUUCUACAUUCUUCUACUUCCAACGUGAAGCGCUUUGAUGUCCCCUUCCAACAUUUGUCCAUGUCGUAUUGUUCCACGGGCUAAAUGUCACCUCUCAAUUUGUUAAUAUCAACUCUUUGGACGACCGGCAUUGAGAAGAAGCUACUAAUUUUCCAACACUAUCAUCUUAUCAAAUAGUUUGUGUUGACAUUGACUUACUACGAGUGGGUAGGUAAAUACUAACUUCUUUUUUUUUGAACAAUUUUUUUUUUUUUGAACAAAUGUAAAUAUUAACUUAGAACGAAAAUUUUGAUCUCGAGAAUAUUAAGUGUUUGAAGAAAAGUCACUAGUAUCUUUCAUCAUUUUAAUAUCUUGUUUCUCACGCAAUGUUGAAUACUACUAUUCCACCUCAAAAAGCCUAUUUAACGGAUACGACCGGUUGAUUACUCAGUACUCACAUGCACUAACACAAUGGUUUCUCUAUCGACUUCACUCAAAUCACUAUCUCCCUUUUCUUCAGCGAUACUUUCCAAAAGAUCACCAUCAAAACACAACCCUAACAAUCUCAUCUUCUCUUCUUAUAACAAACCUAACUCAAAACUCCAUUUUACCAAGAGAUUAGUUGUUGCUUGCAAGAAACCAACCUUCACUGCCGAGGAUGCACUGAGAGAGACAACCCUAACGGAGGAAAGCCACCGGAAAGUACCAUUUUCAGAGGUUGUGAGAAAGAAGCGAGUAUUUUGGGAAAGGAGAUGGGAUUAUUGGGAUGUGAGUAGAGCAAUAGGGAUACUUGGUGUUCAUCUUCUCAGCCUAUAUGCACCUUUUCACUUCAACUGGUCGGCUUUUCGUGUAGCGGUUGGUCUCAGUGUCAUUGCUGGAACCGGGAUCACGUUGUCUUAUCACCGGAAUCUAUCACACCGGAGUUUUGUUCUGCCUAAAUGGCUAGAAUAUCUCUUUGCUUGGUGUGGCACACUUGCUUUUCAGGGAGAUCCAAUAGAGUGGGUGAGCAAUCAUCGUUACCAUCACCAAUACAGUGAUACAGAUCGUGAUCCUCAUACUCCUCUCCAUGGUUUUUGGUUUAGUUAUUUCCUAUGGAUCUUUGACACUGGUUCUAUUCUCCAAAAUUGUGGAGGGGAACAAAACGCAGCCGAUUUAGUGGGACAACCUUUUUAUAGGUUUCUACAAAGAACAUGGAUUUUGAACAACCUUGCACUUUCCCUUCUCCUUUACAUCUUCGGUGGCUUUCCUUUCCUCGUAUGGGGAGUGGGAGUUAGAACUGUAUUUGUGCUACAUUCCACAUUUCUGAUGACCGCAGCUUCGCAUACAUGGGGAACGCAGCCAUGGAAAACUGGAGAUCUCUCCAAGAACACUUGGUGGCUGGCGAUAGUAACACUAGGGGAGAGCUGGCACAAUAACCAUCAUGCAUUUGAGUUCUCGGCUAGGCAUGGACUUGAGUGGUGGCAGAUUGACAUUACUUGGUACUUUAUUCGUCUUCUCCAAGCUCUUGGACUGGCCACAAAUGUUAAGUUAGUUACCGAAGCUCACAAGCAGAGAUUCACUUGUGAUGGAUGAAUAUUAUAUUUGCAUGGUCAAGUCUUCUCGUAUAAGUUAAGGGAAGAGGUGUGUUUGAAGGAAUACGAUACCAUGUACUAUAUCUAUAUGGGGUGCGUUUGAGGAAAUACAAUACCAUGUAUGUACUGUACUAUACUUAUAGUUAUAUGAGAAGUUGAGCAUGCACUGUUUUAUAUUUAUCAAUAUGUUAUAUAAUAUACAAGUUGAGCAUGCAACUUUAACUAUCA